AUGAGUUCCAUUGAAAAAGUUAUGGGCAGUCUGUACAUCCUUUUGCAGCAGGGUAAAGUUCUCUACUUAGGCGUAUCUGAUAGACCUGCCUGGGUUGUCUCUGCAACAAAUUACUACUCUACUUCUCACGGGAAAACUCCAUUUAGUGUUUAUCAAGGUAAGUGGAAUGUGUUUAACAGAGACAUUGAACGUGAAAUAAUACCAAUGGCUAAGCAUUUUGUUAUGGCUUUAGCUCCAUGGGAUGUUAUGGAGGGUGGAAGAUUCCAGAGUAGAAAGGCAAUGGAAAAGCGUAAGAAGAAUGGAGAAGGUCUGCGUUCUUUCUUUGGUACCUCCAAACAAACAGAUGUGGAAGUUAUAAUUAGUGAAGCAUUGGCUAAGGUUGCUAAGGAGCAUGGCACUGAAUCUGUUACUGCUAUUGCUAUUUCCUAUGUCCGCUCUAAAGCGAAACAUGUUUUCCCGUUGAUUGGAGGAAGGAAAAUUGAACAUCUUAAACAGAACAUCAGGGCUUCAAGCAUUGAAUUGACACCAGAAAAAAUAGAAUACCUGGUGAGUUGUUCCUUCCGAUGUCGAUUUUCCUACUAA
Molecule: messenger RNA, 582 nt
Organism: Saccharomyces mikatae IFO 1815
Lineage: Eukaryota; Fungi; Ascomycota; Saccharomycetes; Saccharomycetales; Saccharomycetaceae
Exons: 1
Coding region: 1-582 (193 amino acids)
Source: RefSeq, a predicted model, not a curated record